AUGUCGUCGAAGUCGAGCACGGUCGCGUCCCGUUCUCAUGCCACAUGGCGAAUGCGCCUCGGCUCCGCAAUUCGUGCUGCCCUCGCAUGCACCUCGGUCGGCCUCGCCACCCUCUACGGCCCGGAGCUCGUCGCCAAGGAAAUAAAAUUCGUCGCCUUUUCAUACCUAACGGCCGUGCUCAUCGUGUACGACGCCACUUUAGGAGAAGCGUUGCGCGGAUGUUGGCACGCCGUUUGCGCCACCGCGCAAGUGGUCCCAACCGCCGUGCUCCUCCGGUGGGCGGCCGCCGACGCCGGAGCUGGAGUUCCGGCGGGGGCGGCGGCACUGGCGGCCGCCGCCGCCUCGUUGGCGGUGGCGCUGCCGGAGUGCACGCACCUGACAGCCAAGAGGAUAGCGCUCGGGCAAGUUGUGCUUGUGUGCACGGACGCAGUUUUGGUGGGUGGAAGUAGAGGAGGAGUCGAGUGGCGGCCAGCGUACGUUGCCGCCAGCACGGGGCUAGGGGCCGUGGCUUCAGUUGUGGCGUUGUUGGUGCCGUACCCGAGCUUGGCGGGUAACAAGGUAAAGAAACUGUGCCGAUUGUAUGCUGAAAACGCUACACAGAGAAUUGACUUAUACCUGAGAGCUUUCAUCUCCAGAGAUCAUCAUACUAAGCUGGAGCUUAUAUCACAAGCUAAGCCAUUAGCUGAAACAGGUGCCAAGCUACUGCAGAGUAUCAAAAUCUUACAGGAAGGAAUGCAAUGGGAGAGACCUUGGAGCCGAUACCUGAACCCCGAUUCAGUGGGCCCCGCUGAGACGUUACAAACGAUUGAACUCCAAAUGAGAGGGAUGGAAUAUUCCCUGUCACAUUCCCCUGCCUUGCCGGUUCAAACGACCAAUCAAGAACAACUCUCCGACUUCUUACAAGACUUAUCAUCUCAGCUCAAACAGAGAAUCGAGCAGCUCGCCUGUUAUUCUCCUUCCAAAGUCACAGAAAAGCCUUUGGUAUCAUCACUUCAGUCGAUACUCCCCAUGCUCGACCAUGAAUCUUCACUUUUCUACUUUUCCUGCAUAGACGUGUUACUAAAAAACCCCACGAAUCAAUUCAUGACUCAGAGAAAACCACAUAAUCCGAGCCCCAAAACAGAAUUCACGGUUCUUCAAAAGUUCAAAACUUGGACCCUAAAUCUCCCCAGAAAAGGGCGGCUUGAGUCUGCCCUCAAGUGCUCGCUCUCUCUAGGCCUGGCCCUUCUAUUCGGCUUGGUUUUCGACCGAGAAAACGGAUGCUGGGCGGGCCUCACCAUUGCCAUCAGCUUUGUUACGGGCCGGCAGCCCGUAUUCACGAUGGCAAAUGCCCGAGCACAGGGAACAGCCAUUGGAUCCGUUUAUGGCGUAAUAUGCUGCUUUCUCUUUCAUCACGAGGAGUUUCGGCUGUUGGCCCUCCUCCCAUGGAUAGUCCUCACAAGCUUCAUGAAGCACAACCGAAUGUAUGGGCCGACAGGUGGGAUCUCAGCCGCCAUAGGAGCGCUGCUGAUAUUGGGCCGAAAGCAUUAUGGGUCCCCGCAUGAAUUCGCAAUCGCCAGGCUUACGGAGGUCUUCAUCGGCCUGUCGGCUCUUGUUGCGGUGGAGCUUCUGGUGCAGCCGGCCAGAGCAGCCACCCUGGCUAAGAAUCGACUGUUCCAAUCACUCUCUGCCCUUCAUGACUGCAUAAAAGAAACAGGGAUUUGCAGCCGGUUAGAUUCGAAAUUUAUUGAAUUAGGUGAAAAAACUAGGGGUUUUGAUUCUCAAGUACAGGAACUGAAGAAGAUUGUCGAGGAAGCGGAUUUGGAGCCCGAUUUCUGGUAUUUGCCUUUUCGGACUUCUUGCUACCGGAGGAUUGUUGGGUCCUUGGAUAAUAUAAGGGAUAUGUUGUACUUCAUUGCACGCAAUUUCGAAAUCCUUUCAGAGUUUUGUGAAAAUUGUGGAGCUGCGUGCAAGGACUUGCACGAGUGGGUUAAUAAUGAGUUGGAACUAUUCCAAGAAGCUUUAAGAUGCUCGCAGGUUUAUCUAGAGACGAGCAAUAUGACCGAGUUCCGGGCAAAUUCUAAAGAGGGCUCGGAUGAGAACUUUAGAGACCUUGAGGCUGGGAAAGAGACACACGAGUCGAGUGUUUUGUCGAGCAAACUUGAAGUUGCAAAGCGAAAUAAAGAGGAGGCGGGAAAUGAAGUUAACGAAAAACUGAAGGGGCAGAUUAUUCAAUGUCAUGGCGCAACCGGGUUUUGCAUAAGUUCUUUGAUGAAAGAGAUAAAUGAUAUUAAGAUAUGCAUAAGGGAAAUCAAUCAAUGGGAGGGCCAUCCAAUGAAGUAA
Messenger RNA from Striga hermonthica, 2322 nucleotides. The record is from the annotation of a GenBank genome assembly. Lineage: Eukaryota; Viridiplantae; Streptophyta; Magnoliopsida; Lamiales; Orobanchaceae.